Messenger RNA from Macrosteles quadrilineatus (aster leafhopper), 1872 nucleotides. RefSeq names its product lysosomal aspartic protease-like. Bases 17 to 1852 code for a protein of 611 amino acids. NCBI's taxonomy places the organism in Eukaryota, Metazoa, Arthropoda, Insecta, Hemiptera, Cicadellidae. Gene Ontology annotation, molecular function: aspartic-type endopeptidase activity. Gene Ontology annotation, biological process: proteolysis. The record is from RefSeq and is a predicted model, not a curated record. The transcript has 13 exons.
CCAGUGCUGGUAACAUAUGGAUGUUUUGAACGUAGUGAUUGCAUCUGUGUUGUGGUUUUAUUUCUGCACUGCCAGCAAUGUGACCACUAUCCACCUCCAGAGAUAUCACAGACAUAAUGGUUCGCUGGCUGACCUGGGUCACCACCUGAGGACGGUCCGCAGUGCCAAGGGUGGCGUCGACGUCAAGCUCAAAGACUUCCAGGACAUGUACUAUUUCGCACCCAUCAAGAUCGGCAGCCCAGGACAGAGUGUCGUCGUGGAGUUUGACACGGGAUCUGCAGACCUGUGGGUGCCCUCCAGUAGCAUCUGCAAGAAAAAGGACAGCUACUGCCAGAAGCACAACACCUACUCCCACAAGGACAGCAGUAGCUACGAGAAGGAUGGGGCCAAGUUCAGCAUCACAUACGGGGCUGGUUCCGUGUCUGGCCACAAGUCGAAGGAUAAAGUAUCGGUAGGAUCGUUGCAUUUAAGUAAUCAGAUUUUCGGAGAGGCGACAUCCAUCAAUGACGUCACAGCGUCUCACAAGUAUGACGGUAUGUUUGGCCUUGCCUAUCCCUCCGUAUCUCUGCUAGGCGUGGACCCGCCCUUUGUCAACAUGUACAAGCAGGGAGUCGUCGAUAAACAUGUGUUUGCGAUGCAUUUAGGCAAGCAGGGUUCUGAGUGGUCUUCUAGUGGCAAGGCGGAGUUGGUCCUUGGAGGGGUCGACUCCGCUCACUAUAAGGGGCACUUUACCUUUCCAUCGGUUACCAAGAGAGAACAUUUGACGUGUGUUUCAGGCAGGGUUCUGAGUGGUCUUCUAGUGGCAAGGCGGAGUUGGCAGGGUUCUGAGUGGUCUUCUAGUGGCAAGGCGGAGUUGGUCCUUGGAGGGGUCGACUCAGCUCACUACAAGGGGCACUUUACCUUCGCAUCGGUCACCAAGAGAGAACAUUUGACGCAGGGUUCUGAGUGGUCUUCUAGUGGCAAGGCGGAGUUGGUCCUUGGAGGGGUUGACUCUGCUCACUACAAGGGGCACUUUACCUUUCCAUCGGUUACCAAGAGAGAACAUUUGACGCAGGGUUCUGAGUGGUCUUCUAGUGGCAAGGCGGAGUUGGUCCUUGGAGGGGUUGACUCUGCUCACUACAAGGGGCACUUUACCUUUCCAUCGGUUACCAAGAGAGAACAUUUGACGUGUGUUUCAGGCAGGGUUCUGAGUGGUCUUCUAGUGGCAAGGCGGAGUUGGUCCUUGAAGGGGUUGACUCCGCUCACUACAAGGGCACUUUACCUUUCCAUCGGUUACCAAGAGAGAACAUUUGACGUGUGUUUCAGGCAGGGUUCUGAGUGGUCUUCUAGUGGCAAGGCGGAGCAGGGUUCUGAGUGGUCUUCUAGUGGCAAGGCGGAGUUGGUCCUUGGAGGGGUUGACUCAGCUCACUACAAGGGGGACUUUACCUUCGCAUCGGUCACCAAGAGAGAGCACUGGACGAUCAGGAUUGACUGCGUAAAGCUUGGAUCAAAACAAGUUCACUCCUCCUACAAGGCAAUGGUAGACUCCGGCACUACUUUCUUGUACGGGCCCAACAAAGCCAUAGACACCAUCAAUAAAGCACUCAACGGGACCUAUGACGACAUCUACUUAUAUGUCGAUUGCUCCAACAUUAGCAAGUAUCCUGACGUAACUUAUGUGAUAAGUGGAAAAUCUUUUGUACUGCACCCUUCCGACUACAUUGUCAAGGUAAAGGACAAGCACAAGUGCAUCAGUGGUUUCAUAGGGUUCUACGACCUCUCGUUCUUCGUACUGGGUGACGUCUUCAUGAGGAAGUUUUACACCCAGUUUGACAUGGGCAACAAUCGUGUGGGCUUCGCUACUGCCAAGUGAACUAACGGAAUUAUUGUCUA